Messenger RNA from Pristis pectinata (smalltooth sawfish), 2795 nucleotides. RefSeq names its product golgi SNAP receptor complex member 1 (gene gosr1). NCBI's taxonomy places the organism in Eukaryota, Metazoa, Chordata, Chondrichthyes, Rhinopristiformes, Pristidae. The record is from RefSeq and is a predicted model, not a curated record. Gene Ontology annotation, cellular component: Golgi membrane; cis-Golgi network; SNARE complex. Bases 228 to 980 code for a protein of 250 amino acids. Gene Ontology annotation, molecular function: SNAP receptor activity. Gene Ontology annotation, biological process: endoplasmic reticulum to Golgi vesicle-mediated transport; vesicle fusion. The transcript is spliced from 9 exons.
GAGAGGGAAAUAGAAGUAAUAGACAUUUUAUAUAAGGGCGGGACAAGCCACAGGGAGUGGAUAUGGACUAUAUAAAUAUUCAGAUAGUUAUAUUAGUCUGACAGCUUUGCUUAGUCAACUUUUUGAGUGCGUGGGGAUGUUUAUUCUUUUUUUGUUGUUGGCUCUUCCCCCCCUCUCUGGGAAAUGGCGAUAAUGAGGGUCCAGGCGGGUGACGUUGGACAACAGAGAUGGCGGCGGGGAGCAGCAACUACUGGGAGGACUUGCGGAAGCAGGCCCGGCAACUGGAAAAUGAACUUGAUUUGAAAUUGGUAUCAUUCAGCAAGCUCUGCACAAGCUACAGUGGUGCCACUACAAGAGAUGGGCGUCGCGACAGGUAUAGCUCUGAUACGACGCCGCUUCUUAAUGGAUCGAGCCAAGAUAGAAUGUUUGAAACAAUGGCUGUGGAAAUUGAACAACUGUUAGCCAAGCUCACAGGAGUUAAUGACAAAAUGGCAGAAUACACUUCAACACCUGGCGUUACAUCAUUAAAUGCAGCACUCAUGCACACACUACAACGGCACAGAGAUAUUUUGCAGGACUAUACACAUGAAUUUAAUAAAACCAAAGCAAACUUUAUUGCAAUCAGAGAACGAGAGGACUUGUUGGGAUCAGUUCGGAAAGAUAUUGAAUCUUACAAAAGUGGAUCAGGAGUUAACAACAGAAGAACAGAACUGUUUCUGAAAGAACAUGAACAUCUUCGAAACUCAGAUCGGCUGAUAGAAGACACAAUAAGCAUCGCCAUGGCAACUAAAGAAAAUGUGACAUCACAACGAGGAAUGCUGAAGUCAAUACAAAGCAAAGUGAACUCCUUGGCCAAUCGAUUUCCUGCCAUUAACAGUUUGGUUCAAAGGAUAAAUUUGAGAAAACGUAGGGAUACAUUAAUUUUGGGAGGUGUUAUUGGCAUUUGCACUAUCUUAUUGCUACUGUAUGCUUUUCACUGAUGAAAUAUUGUAAUAAGAUGCUUCCACAGCUAAAAAGCACUGGGGCGGGAGUGGGAGCAUAUGGACCCAACCUGCAUUUAUUGAGUAGAUUGCUAGGUUGAAUGGAUCUUGGUUUUCAUGGAAUGUUUUAAAGCAACAUUCCCGUGGGCCACAGUUGUGUGAUUAGUUUCUGAUCAAAUGUAAAUCCUCUGAUUUUUGUUUAAGUAAUUAUGCUCUUGGAAAGUAUAAUUUUGAAUUACAGCACGUUGAUGUAUCCUUUUAAAGAAUGGUUGAAUGUGGUCUAUUUCUGCUACCUUUUUCUCCCCCAACUCUAUUGUGCAGGUAGUAAAUUACUGUUUCAUUUAUAAUUAUAGAGUCACAUAUUAAAAAUAAACUACUUUGAAUGUGUCUGUAUCCAAAUUAUGUAUUUUCAAGAGCGUGUAUAAUGUGUACUUAAAAAUGCUUCCAUGCAGAAUGGUGCUGCAACAAAUUGUGUACCUGUGUGACACAGUGACAAUGCAUGGGGUUGUUCUUUUGAUUUCCUCUUGCCUGCUUUCUACUCUUUUCUGGAAGAACUACAGAGAUUGCUGGUUCAAAAUCCAACUCCAAGUCAAUUUGAUUAGAAAGCAGCAUUGACCGAGACCUGGGACCAGAAGCUGACCAUUCCUCACGGAAAUGUGAAGAAAGUUCGGAGAAAAGCAAAAGGAAAUGGAUUUAUUUUCCAAAAAUAUAUAUUUUCAAAUGUAUCUUCUGAGUUUUGCAGCAUCUCUAAAAGCUUAUUAAUCAGAAAUUUCCAAAUAACUGUCAUCUUAACAAUGUGCACUGUUUGUGCAUAAGUGCAUAACCUUAUAUUUAAUGUUUCAGGAUAGUUUCCAAGACACAAUUUAUGCUAAUACAUUGGCAACUAUGGUAAUGUAUUGGAAUACACAGCUGAAGCCACCAACCAGAUAAACCUGGUGCUUUCAAUUCUUUCUUUGGACUUUCUUUGUUUAAAGAAAAAUCAAUUGCCAAAGCUUAAAUUUUAUAGAAGAGAGAAACCAAAACACCCUAGGUUAUCUUCACCAAGAAGUAACGUCAUGUUGAAUAGAUGUUAUCUGUUUAUUUUUCUUUUUUUUCCAAUAUUUUACCACAAAAUUGUGAUUUGUCCUCAAUGCCAUUUUAAAAAUCACGGUACAUUUAUUCACAAACCACUUAACUGUGGCCUCCUGAUUUGCAGAGGAUAUAACAAAUAGUUGUCUCCUGUUAAGAGAGAGAAUCUGUUUCUGUUCCUCAGAUUGAGGUAACCAAUUGAAAUGCAGUUUAGAUUUCAUGCAGGCACAAAACUCGAUGAUUGGGAAUAUGAAUCAUUCCAAUACUGUCCAGAAAGAAUUGAAAUUUUUUGUAGAUAACACUGUCUUUUGAAUAUAGGCUACUAUCUAUUUACCAUAGCAUCUUUUAUGAAUUAACUUGACACUACAGCUACCAGAUGUUCACUGACAAAUUGGCUUUGUUCAAAUUAAAGUUCUUCAAUUGUAUAGCUAGAUUUUUGUUUCCCGCUUUGUUGAGUUAAUCCAUAUAAAAGGUUCUGUUUUGCCCCACAGUGAAAUUAAUACAGCUACUAAGGGGUUUUUUGUUUACCUCUUCAAAGUUGGUGUCAAAAACAUAUUCUUUUCUAAGAUGCUUCCUUUUCCUCUUCUGUCUGAACCCUUAAUGCAUCGUUAAAUGCUUCUGGAAAUUUUGUUAAUGUAGAUUUUAAUGAUCUUGUAAAAUAAUUUUGUUCUCUGCUAAUGCAUUUUCUGCAUUGUACAGAGGAGCUUUGACUGUAUGUAAUUUGUUAAUAAAUUAGAAUUCUAAGUG